Molecule: messenger RNA, 2127 nt
Organism: Penicillium argentinense
Lineage: Eukaryota; Fungi; Ascomycota; Eurotiomycetes; Eurotiales; Aspergillaceae
Product: type I 3-dehydroquinate dehydratase
Exons: 1
Coding region: 1-2127 (708 amino acids)
Molecular function (GO): 3-dehydroquinate dehydratase activity
Source: RefSeq, a predicted model, not a curated record
AUGAUGCCAACUGCCCUCCCGCCGACCCCGACGCCUCUCCUUGACGAGGCCGUCCCGUCUGUCCUCCGUGAUCCCGCGCCAACACCCAAUGCCUCCUCCGCGCUCAAUAUCGCGACCAUAGUCGCGGAUCCCGCGUCCGCGCAACCAAAUCAUGUCGCCAAUUCAAGCAUCGCCGCACCGGCUGCGCCGGACUCAACGCCCGGGACUGUCGUGAUCGUCUUCCAGCCCGGCCAGGAAUAUAUCGUGCACAUGGUCGCGGAGGUCCUGGGGAAACCCUGGACGACAGAGACAGAGCUUUCGACGCUGGCGCGUGCUAGUGGCGAGGCUGUUGUUGCGGGCGUCGUCAUGCAUGACCUUCAGCGUGGGUUGGACGGGUGUAAGAGUGUGCGCGAGACACUGGUGGUGAUUAACACGCAUAGUGUGGACGACGGGUCAGCGCCUGAGGAGGCGUUGAGCGAGAUCUGUGAUUACGAGUUCCUCUAUUCGCGGACCCCGUUUCUACGGCGAGAUUUGACGCGUUUUUUGAGUUUGGUGCUGGGGCAGACGAGGCCGCAUGAGGAGUUGAGGAAUAAGUCGCGCACGAAUUUUAUUUCGACGACGUUUCCCGACGUGCAUGCUGCGUUGCCAAAUUUGGAUAUUCUUUCUGUUGGCUCCGAUGCGGUGGAGAUUCGGGUCGAUUUGCUCGUUGAGCCGGGAUCCGACUCUGUGCCCAGUCUUAAAUAUGUUGGACGGCAGUUGAUGUUGCUACGACAGCAUACUGAGUUGCCGAUUAUUUUUACAACCCGCUGUACGAAGGAGAAUGGGAAAUUUCCCAUGGAUGAUCCUGGGAUUUUUUAUCGGUAUCUCCGAAGGGCGAUCCAGUGGGGGGUUGAAUAUGUUGAUGUGGAAUUGUGGUUGCCGGAGGAUAUCCGGGCGAAUUUGGCGAAGGUGAAAGGGAAUAGCAUCAUCAUGUCUGCGUUCCACGAUUUCUCGGGGAAUUGGAAAUGGACCUCGGAGCGGGCGAAUGUGAUUUUCAACGAGAGCGCCAAAUAUGGCGAUAUCGUGAAGAUGAUUGCCAUGGUCGAGACCGUCGAAGAGAACUACGAGCUGGAAUACUUCCGCUCAACCAUAAAAUCUCGCGGCCCCGGGACACCUCCCCUCUCCGCCGUGAACAUGGGUCAAAUGGGACAAUUGUCUCGAGCUUUGAAUACCGUCUUCUCGCCCAUUACUCACCCCCUCUUACCCAUGAUCGCGGCGCCAGGCCAACUAACCGCCGCGGAAAUCAACGAAGCCCUACACAUAAUGGGCCAGUUGCCAAAACGUGAUCUCUACGCCAUCGGCUCCUUCCGCUCCACGCCGCACUCCAUGUUCAUGGAGAAAUGCCUCAAUGAACUUGGUCUGCCGCAUUCAUUUACCUCUAUCGACCGCGGCCCAAAGGGGUCCAUGGAAUCGGUCCUGAUGUCCCCGCAAUUCGGCGGCGCAUCCGUCAACCCGCCCGUUCCCGCCUCAACCUCCUACAUCCCCAUCACCAGCGACGCAGCUCGCGCAAUCGGGCUGGUCGAUACAAUCGCCAUAGCCCCUAACGACUCAGCCACCCGCUUCAUCGGUGAAAAUGCAGCCUGGAAGGGAAUCCGCGCCACACUCACGAGGGACUACGUCCCAUCAGCCUACAAAGGCCGCGCAGCAAUCAUCCUCUCAAGCACCGAGUCCGACGCCUCAGCAUCAAUCUUCGCGCUGCGCAGCCUCGGUGUCGGCGCAAUCUACACCGUCGGCUUUCGAGCGACGGGUCCUCUAGCCCUCGGCCUGGAACCAUUUACCUCGAUCCAGUCUGUGAAACUGGUCGAGUCACCUUUCGUGAUUGUUUCCGCCCUCCCUCCGGAGAAAUCACUCCUUGUCCAGCCGUUGCUGAGGCACUAUCGAGCCAACGGCCGUGCCUCGCCCCCGUCUACCCGUGGUAAGGUCUACCUGGAUCUCACCUCCGGUCCGAGGAAGGGUGAUCCGCUUGCUGUCGCGAACUCGGCGGGGUGGACGGCGUAUGGGGCAGAGGAUGUUUCGGCUUGGAUUACGGUUGAGACGCUGCGCUUGCUCGUUGGGCAGAAUGUGCCGUUUGAUUUUGUGAGGAUGGCGUCUGGGAGGACUAUCUUUUGA